AACCAACGGUCAGGAUUCGUCCACGAACGGGUAAACCCGGCUCGAGCCGAGACCAACACAAAUCCAACCCGACCACCACCGCGCCACGCCACGCCACGACACGCCGCGCCGCCGCGCCGCGCCGCGCCGCCCGCCCCCCGCCGGCGACCAUGUCCUUGGCGGCGACCUUCGUGUUCCUCCUCGUCUCGGCGCUGCAGAUGCUCGACCAAGUCCUCGAUCUCGUCAAGAAGAGGGGAUCGAUUACUGAUGACCAGCUCAAGCUACGGCUAGAAAUCACGCAGAUUCUCAAGGAGGCUAGUGCACUAUCCACGCCCUCAACGUUUGCACAAGCCGCAAAACUCAAGCGGCUGGCUGCUGCUAAAGAAAAGGAACUGGCAAAAUUGCAACAGCAGGACAUCAAAGGGAAGCAGUCUUUAUACAACCAAUACGGACGAGUUAUGUUGUUUUCCAAGGUUCUAAUCUACGGCUUGCUCAUUCUGUGGUUUUGGAGUGCUCCUGUAACUACUGUUCCCAAACAUCUUCUGCAACCUUUUGGACGGAUGUUUUCCUGGAGAGGUGUUGAUGCUGCCACAGGCCGUGUUGUGGUUGGAAUUAUCCCAUGGCUACUUUUAACCUCUCGUGUCAGCAAGUUAUUGUGCCAGAAACUUGCCCCUAUAUUUCUGCACCCAUAGCUCCUUUUGAAGAGUUCGAUUUGCUCACUGUGGUUUUCAGUUUUGUUCUUACAGUUUUAAACUGUAGACUUUCUACAUGUAGCUAUGCAACAUCAUGGUUCCUAUGAUGCCACUUCCUGUAAAAUUUUGUUGCGCCUAUCUGCAUCCACAGCUCCUUCUCAUAGUGUUUCUUUUUUUUAACCAUGUUUAUAUUUUGCAAAUUUACACACACUGCAUGGCUGCCUGUGUGGCACAUUGUGACUUCCUAAAAGAGUUACUGGUGCGACUAUGCCCCUAGUUGAUAUAUCUAGAAGAGUAUGUUGUAGUUGUAGUAGGUAUAUUUCUUUUGUUUAGCAUUUACUUAUUGCUUAGUUCAAAAGGCUUAAGUAAUGCAGUGUAAAAUUCCACCCUGGUUGUGUCGGUUGGAAUAUGAGAUUACAGCCCAUCAUCAAUCUUACUGGGAUUUCAUUUUUCGUUUUCCUCUCAUGGAAUCAAUUUCUUAUACAAUUAUACUUAUGUUCUCUAUC
This is a messenger RNA of Oryza sativa Japonica Group (Japanese rice), 1177 nucleotides long. Its product is annotated as protein GET1. Lineage: Eukaryota; Viridiplantae; Streptophyta; Magnoliopsida; Poales; Poaceae. The record is from RefSeq and is a predicted model, not a curated record. Gene Ontology annotation, biological process: tail-anchored membrane protein insertion into ER membrane.